UUCUUUCCGCUUUAAAUUUUGACGAGAUAGGAGUGCUUGUUCUCGAUCGAGCUAAGGCCGUAUUAAAUUUUUGGGCGACUUGCACCAUUUUUAAAUCAGAAAAUCAAAAUAUCAAAAUAAUUAACAAUGACUACAAAAGCUGAACUUGCAUGCGUUUAUUCUGCCCUUAUUUUGGUUGAUGACGACAUUGCUGUCACUGGUGAGAAAAUUUCCACUAUUUUAAAAGCUGCAAAUGUAGAUGUGGAACCAUAUUGGCCAGGUUUGUUUGCUAAGGCUUUAGAAGGCGUUAAUGUUAGAGAUUUAAUUACAAAUAUUGGAUCUGGUGUUGGUGCCGCUCCCGCAGGUGGAGCACCAGCAGCAGCCGCUGGUGGUGGUGCUGCUCCAGAAGCUGAAGCAAAAAAAGAAGAGAAAAAGAAGGAAGAGGAGCCCGAGGAAUCUGAUGACGAUAUGGGUUUCGGGCUUUUCGAUUGAAAUUUAUACAAAUUUUGUACACGUUUUAAGGUACAAAUAAAGUUCAAAAUUUAAUAAAAAAAAACUAUUUAUUGAGAGA
Messenger RNA from Condylostylus longicornis, 550 nucleotides. RefSeq names its product 60S acidic ribosomal protein P1 (gene RpLP1). Gene Ontology annotation, biological process: translational elongation; cytoplasmic translation. The coding region runs from base 127 to 471 and encodes 114 amino acids. Gene Ontology annotation, cellular component: cytosolic large ribosomal subunit; ribosome. NCBI's taxonomy places the organism in Eukaryota, Metazoa, Arthropoda, Insecta, Diptera, Dolichopodidae. The transcript has 2 exons. Gene Ontology annotation, molecular function: ribonucleoprotein complex binding; protein kinase activator activity; structural constituent of ribosome. The record is from RefSeq and is a predicted model, not a curated record.